AUGGCAGGCUCAAGAAGUCGUACUACACAAAGAUUAGGAACCUCAGUAUCGGCAACUGGUCAGGGUGAGCAAGCGGGCCCGCAGUCGUCGUCAUCAAGCGACCGCAGCUCUUCAUUGGUGGGAAACUUGGUCAAUGUUGAGUCAAAUAUUACAAGUCAGAAUGUAAAUGUUGAUCAGCAAAUAACUUUGCCUUUUAGUCGAUGCAGGAAAGCAAAGAACCGUUGCCUUAUUUGCCGUUCAUCAGGUCAACUUGUAGUCGUACCAUCUGAAGUAAAAUUGCGUUUAUUCGUCAAUCGGGGUAUAAUAAUUCAGGGACAAUGUCGAUGUUGCAAAAGACAUCUGAAAGGAAAGUUCUUCAAACAAAAUGAAGAAUCUCGUGUUCCAAAAGUUUCAGAUACGACCACAAUGACUAGUACAGAGGUGUGCGGUUUGUUGAACGAUCCUCGUCAUUUCUCAAGUAGAAGAUCACUGAAUUUUGAUGCUCCUGGUGCUUUAAGUGAUACUGACUACAUCAGGCUUACUAGCAUAACUUCAUUCAACUUCGAAAAUCUCCAUGACUAUAUAAGUGGAUCUGUUAAAAAUACAGCUAAUAGAAGCUCACGAACUUGUCUAGCAAUACUGUUAAUGAAACUGAGAACUGGUCUUUCACACUCUAUACUUGCAACACUUUUCCUGAUUACACGAAGAUCAGUAGGUAGAGCUAUUACAUCUGCAAGAAAAGCUCUAAUGAACAAGUUCGUACCCUUUCAUUUAGGCUUACACCACAUCAGCAGAGAAGAUUUCAUAAAUCUUCAUACAAGAGAAUUAGCUCAAGCUUUAUUUGCGGAUGGCAAAGAUGUUGCAAUUUUAGUUGCUGAUGGUACAUACAUUUAUAUGGAAAAAAGCAGUAACUACGUGUUUCAACGUCGCAAUUACUCUGUCCAUAAGGGCAGGCCUCUAGUCAAGCCUAUGAUGGUAGUAAGUACCACGGGAUAUAUUUUAGAAAUAUAUGGGCCUUAUUUUGCUGAUGGGAAAAAUAAUGAUGCCAGUAUUUUAAACAGCCUAAUGCGACAAGAAACAUCUCCGUUUCUAGAAUGGACAGAGGCUGGUGAUGUGAUGGUUGUUGACAGAGGAUUCCGGGAUUCGAUAGCUACUUUAGAGGAAUAUGGAUUUAUACCCGCCAUGCCCGGUUUUUAG
Messenger RNA from Belonocnema kinseyi, 1176 nucleotides. RefSeq lists its product as uncharacterized. Lineage: Eukaryota; Metazoa; Arthropoda; Insecta; Hymenoptera; Cynipidae. Bases 1 to 1176 code for a protein of 391 amino acids. The record is from RefSeq and is a predicted model, not a curated record. The transcript has a single exon.